Glarea lozoyensis ATCC 20868 is the source of this 996-nucleotide messenger RNA. Its product is annotated as Protein kinase-like (PK-like). The transcript has 2 exons. Bases 1 to 996 code for a protein of 331 amino acids. NCBI's taxonomy places the organism in Eukaryota, Fungi, Ascomycota, Leotiomycetes, Helotiales, Helotiaceae. The record is from RefSeq and is a predicted model, not a curated record.
AUGGUUUUUCGUGAAAUGGAACCGCCCGCGCGAGACUCUGUCAAAAGAAUGAGUCCUACCCUCUGGGCACUAGGUUCGAGAAUGCUAUGUGUUAAAAUCGGCGUAGCCGAAGCGCAACAACUGAACACCAUUGCUUCCUGGAAAGACGGCGACAGCGAGUUUCGUCUUAUUCCCAGAGAUGAAGCCCUUCUUGUUGGUUUCGGCGAAGGAGACUCGGCAGUUGAUCGCAUUCAGGAGUGCGGUACUGGAGGUUCCGUUUUCAGUAUUGGAAAUGAAGCGAUUUGCAAGGCGAAGUCAUGGUAUGAAGGUCGACAGCUUGAAGGCACCACCAUCGAAGUUGUGCGCGAACAGUUCCCAUCGGUACCUUUACCAGAAGUUCUGUACUCAUGGAAUGAUCCAGCAAUGCAUCGCACCUUCUUGAUCACAAGACGAGUCUAUGCCCGAACGCUUAACGCCGCAUGGCCUGAUCUUUCUGCUAGCCAGCGCAAGACCAUUGCUGUCGAAGUUGCCAGCCAUUGCGCCUCGCUCGCGUCAAAAACAUCUUCAAAAUAUGAGUCUGAUUCUGGAUGCGGAGUUCUCGAGUAUUGGCUCAUGGAUAGGGUCCCUAUGUCUGUUCCAACCUGGUGGAUUACGACUUUAGGGCCAUUAACGCAUAGUGAGCUGAAGAAAUACUUGUCAAGUAUGUCGAAAGAACCCAUCCCGUUGUUUGGAGACGCAUUAGUCUUCUGUCAUGCAGACCUGGGGCCGACGAAUAUAUUGGUAUCUGUUGAUGGAAACAGUGUCGCUGCCAUUAUUGACUGGGAGGUUGCUGGAUAUUUCCCCGAUUUUUGGGUGGCGACGAAACCUGCCACAGUUCGGGCUUUUCAGCUGGACGAGGCAGCUGUCGGCCCGCAAGUUGUCGAUGAAUGGCCCUCGUUAUUUGUGGAAGCUCUUGUGAGUAAGGGAUUUAGCUGCCAAAAGUCAGUCUAUCAAGCUUGGAGAAGUGGACGGAUUUGA